Haliotis rubra (blacklip abalone) is the source of this 1191-nucleotide messenger RNA. Its product is annotated as cholinesterase-like. Gene Ontology annotation, cellular component: plasma membrane. The record is from RefSeq and is a predicted model, not a curated record. Gene Ontology annotation, biological process: choline metabolic process; acetylcholine catabolic process. Gene Ontology annotation, molecular function: acetylcholinesterase activity. Lineage: Eukaryota; Metazoa; Mollusca; Gastropoda; Lepetellida; Haliotidae.
AUGUGGUCAAUAAAGAGACUGGCGAUUCUGGCCUUGUUGUCACUGUUACACAUUGCUAAGGCUCAAAAAGUGUCAACUCUAAAUGGCCCACUUCUAGGACAACGUCUGUCAGUGUUGGGCAAACCCCUUGACGUGUUCUAUGGAAUCCCAUAUGCCAAGCCUCCUGUAGGUGAUCUUCGCUUCAAGCAUCCUCAGCCUUCAGAGUCAUGGGGACCGGACGUUAGAGAUGCACGAAAACCGACACCAUCUUGCUUCCAACCUGAAAAUGCUCUCUGCACUUAUGAAAAGCACAAACAGACACCCGAUGAUUACAGUGAAGACUGCCUUCAUCUUUCAGUGUGGACGCCAUCAGACAAUGAUGCCAAUCUAGCAGUGAUGGUCUGGAUCUAUGGUGGAGGUUUUUAUAGUGGAUCUACACGAAUGCCACUGUAUGAAGGAAAAUACCUUGCAGCAGAGAAUGACGUCAUCGUUGUAUCAAUGAAUUACAGAUUGGGGCCUUUAGGGUUCGGCUACCUUAGCCCAGAUACCAUCCCUGGCAACAUGGGCUUGAUGGAUCAAAGAUUAGCCUUACAGUGGGUGAAAGACAAUAUUGCCAACUUUGGUGGAGAUCCAACCCGAGUGACCAUAUUUGGAGAAAGUGCUGGAAGCGUCAGCGUGAGUCACCACCUGGUGUCACCAUUGUCACGUGACCUGUUUGACAGAGCCAUCAUGCAGAGUGGGACUCUCACUUGCCCAUGGGCAUACACGGUGCCCAAAACAGCAAAACGGAAACUAAAGAGACUUGCUGAUCUCCUUGAAUGUCCUUCAUCUUCGACAGAUGCAGACAUAUAUGAUUGCUUGAAGACAGCAGAUUCUCGUACGAUGUCAGACCUUCAACUUGUGGCUUUUUUUGAUGAAGGACUUGCAUUUGUUCCAGUUGUGGAUGGGUACUUCCUUCCUGAUGACCCAACAACUCUUCUGUCCAGCGGAUCCAUCAAGCAGACAAGUGUAUUGCACGGUUUUACUGGAGAUGAAGUUACACUGUUUUUGGCAAUGGCGUUGAGGCAAAUGAGAAACGUGUCCACAUUACCCGAAACACUGAUUUUAAGUCAGCCAGAAUAUGAAAGUCUUCUUUCUUUUGACUUUGUUGGCGGUAAAGGAUUUGAAGAGCCUCUUCACCUGUUUUAUGAAAGUCAGAAAGUGAGUGGGUGA